Messenger RNA from Paramecium tetraurelia, 573 nucleotides. RefSeq lists its product as uncharacterized. Gene Ontology annotation, molecular function: protein binding. Lineage: Eukaryota; Ciliophora; Oligohymenophorea; Peniculida; Parameciidae. The annotation marks the transcript as partial. The record is from RefSeq and is a predicted model, not a curated record. The transcript has 6 exons.
AUGUUAGAAAAAGACGAGGAUGCAAUAACUUGGUUCGACAAAGCAUUAGCUAUUAAUCCAAAACAAAUUAAAUCUUUAAGUGAAAAAGGUUAAUGUUUAAAGAUGUUAGAUAAGUAUGAGGAUGCAAUCGUUUGGUUAGACAAAGCAUUAGCUAUUGAUCCAAAGCAUGUUAAAUCUUUUAGUGAAAAAGGUGCAUGUUUAAGGAUGUUAGGUAAAUAUGAGUAUGCAAUCACUUGUUUCGACAAAGCAUUAGCUAUUGAUCCAAAACAUGUUUUUUCCUUAUGUGAAAAAGGUUAAUGUUUAAGAAUGUUAGGUAAUCACAAGGAUGCAAUCACUUGGUUGGAAAAAGCAUUAGCUAUCGAUCCAAAAAAUGUUAGAUCUUUAAGUGAGAAAGGAGAAUGUUUAAGAUUAAUGAAGCAAUAUGAUAAAUCAGAAAAAGUUCUCCAUUAAGCGCUAUAACACAAUCCUAAUUAUACAUUUAGUCUUAAUAGUCUUGGAAUCUGCUUACAAUUGAUGAAUGAAAAAACUUAAAGAUGCAAGAUUAGCAGAAAAAAAAUAAAGAAGUUUAUAGAU